Molecule: messenger RNA, 10115 nt
Organism: Pantherophis guttatus
Lineage: Eukaryota; Metazoa; Chordata; Lepidosauria; Squamata; Colubridae
Gene: SPOCK1
Product: SPARC (osteonectin), cwcv and kazal like domains proteoglycan 1
Biological process (GO): anatomical structure development
Molecular function (GO): extracellular matrix binding; protein binding; collagen binding
Source: RefSeq, a predicted model, not a curated record
ACCGGGAAAGGAGCCCGCUCGCUUUCUGCUCCCAGCAGCGGCAGUGCCGUAACUCGGUCACUAAGUGGCGCCAGAUUUCGACGCUUCGCCGCCGAGCUCGUCGGAAAGUCGCGCGCGCACACACAUACACACAACCCCAAGCCCAACACUUCGACAAGCACGCACAAAGCAGCUGGGCGAAGCUUUAGAGCAAGCUUCCUAGUGGUGUUUUUUUUUUUUUUUUUACUCCGAGCCGAGCCGAAGAGGAGAGGGGACGGGAGGGGGGUUAAAGGGUGACUCGGUUUACCCCGAGACGGCCGGAAAAGAGCGACGCAGCCCCUGACGGCGAAGCAUUUCGGCUGAAGAUGUACAGGAUAUUAGCCGUAGCGCUUUGGUGUUUUCUGCAAGCAGAGGGCAGGCAUCCAGAGAUCACCCUUCGUAGCAGCAGCAGCAGCAACAACAACAACAAUGGCAAUUUUUUGGACAAUGACAAAUGGCUGAGCACCGUGUCCCAAUAUGACAAAGAUAAAUAUUGGAACAAAUUCAGAGAUGAUGAUUAUUUCAGAAACUGGAAUCCAAACAAGCCUUUUGAUCAAGCCCUUGACCCAUCUAAAGACCCAUGUUUGAAGGUAAAGUGCAGCCCUCACAAAGUGUGUGUCACUCAUGACUACGAGACAGCCACUUGUGUAAGCCGCAAACAGUUGGUACACAGCCUUCGGCAAAAGAAAGGAAAUCUGCCCCAGAGGCAUUGGGCUGGAUCAUCUAAUUUAGUAAAAUGCAAGCCAUGCCCUCUGACGCAUGCCAGCUCUGUUUGUGGUUCUGAUGGACACACUUACACCACCAAGUGCAAGUUGGAAUUUCAUGCCUGCACAUCUGGCAAAAAUAUUAUAGCUCGAUGUGAAGGGCCUUGCCCAUGCCUUCCAGGACAAGAGAGUCCAAAACACAAGACUGAGAAAACUGAUCCUUUUGUCAACAUUAUCACUUCACCUCAGUUAAAGCAGAAGAAAGGAGGAGUGACUAUGGCUAAUCUCCAAGACAGCAACACAAAAGGCACAAAAAGACUUUCCAAAGCUUGCACAGACAAGGAACUGCGAAAUCUUGCAUCCCGUCUAAAAGACUGGUUUGGCAGUCUUCAUGAAGAUGCGAAUCGUGUCAUCAAGCCAACAAGCUCAGAUUCAGCACAAGGCAGAUUCGAUACUAGCAUAUUACCCAUCUGUAAGGAUUCAUUGGGCUGGAUGUUCAACAAACUGGAUAUGAACUAUGACCUUCUCCUUGAUCACUCUGAGAUCAAUGCUAUUUACCUUGAUAAGUAUGAACCAUGCAUUAAGCCUCUCUUCAACUCCUGUGAUUCCUUCAAAGAUGGAAAGCUUUCCAACAAUGAGUGGUGUUACUGCUUUCAGAAGCCUGGAGGCCUCCCAUGCCAGAAUGAGAUGAACAGAAUUCAAAAGAUGGGCAAAGGGAAGAACUUGAUGGGUGCCUUCAUCCCCCGCUGCAAUGAAGAAGGCUAUUACAAAGCAACUCAGUGUCAUGGAAGCACUGGCCAGUGCUGGUGUGUGGAUAAGUAUGGAAAUGAGAUUGCUGGCUCUAGGAAGCAAGGAACCGUAAGCUGUGAAGAAGAGCAAGAAACCUCAGGGGAUUUUGGUAGUGGUGGAUCAGUGCUAUUGUUGGAUGACCUGGAAGAAGCACAUGAAGCAGCAAAAAAGGACAAACAGAAGAUACAUGUAAGAGCAACUAAUGAGGACGAUGAAGAUGAAGAUGACGAUAAGGAUGAUGAAAUUGGGUAUAUAUGGUAGUUCCCAUAACUCUGAGGACUCAUGUUUUGCACAAUGUCACAAAUCAUUUUGUAUCUCUGCAGAGAUAAUGGAAAACAUCAGGCAUCACACAUGAAGUUCAGUCAAUAACUGUACGGGCCUCCCAGUAUGCACACUGAUCUCCUUCCCAAUUGAGCUUUCUUUUCACUUUACUGGUAGCCUCACCUCCACAGGCACACUGGAGAUCAGCAUGCAUUGCUGAAUUUGUCACUAAAGUGAACUGGGAAGACCUUUUGCAUGUGGUGCACCUUGUACACAGGGGGUAACUUUAUACAUACAUGUGCAUUUGGGUUCCUGCAGCCAUCAUGCCACCAGUAAGGACAACUCUCUCGCCACUUGAUUUAAUUUUGUAUGCUCUGUAUUAAUUUGGAAGACCACUUUCACUCUCAAAUUCUCCUUCUCUUCAGCAUAACCAUAUGCAUUAUUCUCAUUUGUUUUUCACUUUUUUCCAUAAUUAACCCAUUCACGCAGCAUAUCAUUUUGAAUGAAACAGAGACCACAGAAGGGAGGAGGGGGAGAUAGUCCAUAGUAAACUUCUUUCACGCUAUAGCUUCCAUGGUUUUCAUACGGCGGGUCCUUUUUCAUUGUGACAUUUGCUGUCAGCUACCCACUCUGUUUUCUUUUCAGCAGCUAAGGCAGGCGAUCGUUUUGUCUUGCUAUGCAGAACCUGUUAGAAAAGAUCAAAUUGCUUUAGCGUUCUGGUUUGGCCAAAUUAUUUCAUUUUAUCUCCUUCUCACUUUGCCUGAUGUUGUUUAGCGAAAGGAGAGCCGAAUGCCAAUAGUACUCCGUUAAAGUUCUCCCUGCUGACUAGGAGUGUAGAGGACAAGAUCUCAGUUGACCUUUCAGCCCAUUAAUCAAUUUCAGUUCAGUUUAAGUUAAUGAAAGUGAUGUUGACUUCAAAAAUAAAUUGUUGAUUUGCAUGCUUACACACGAGGCUCACUUUUUGACUUCUAACAAAGAGGAACCUUCUUUUCAACACAUAGGAGGAAGUCAUGCUUCGCAAAGCCGUUUCUUUGCUUCUUGUUAGUCUUUUUGCAGACUUGCAAGUCUCGAAUUUGUUUUAAUCGAGUUUGCGCUAAUGCUAUGCAAGCUUCUCUCUGCUUCCGGAAUAGCAUACCAUUGGAUUGCUGAAAAUGCUUUUUUUUUUCCAUUUAGUCUAAUGAUUCCUCAUAGGGAAGCACUGAAACUGUCAGAGGCACUAACCAUCAAAAGUAAUAAGCUGUCUUUCCUUUAUUUAAAAUUGUUAGUAUUUAUUUGCUCCAGUUUAGAAGAAAAAUAUCCUUAGGCAGGUGUUUCCAUGGUUAAUAUCACUCCUAGUUAACAUCACAAGAGAAACUUACACUCAUGAACCAGAAGAGUGUGGAAUAGAAUUAUCCCAUAAACGGUCCUGAAUUAUUCUAUCUCCAUAGCAGCAUCUUAUUGUGCUCAAUUGCCAUUCAUUGUGGGAAAAUAAAUGUGCUACUGCAGACAUUAUAACAGGUGCCCAUUUUUUUCUUAUUAAAUGCAAGAAAAUCAACUGCUACAUAAGUCUUUUAAAUUCUGCAAAAACUAAGGGCCGUCUCUAGUCUGUCUUGAUCCUCAGUCUUAACACUAAAGACAAAUACAAAAAUAUUUGUAUUUGAAUGCAAAUUAAAAAAGAAAGAAAAGUGUAUGUUAAAGAUGCUACUUCUUUGAUAUAAAUUUCUAAUACUUUUUCUAAAUAACUAAAAACUGGCAUCUACCCAUAGAUCAUUGUUUAUUCUAUUAGAACUUGGCUUAUUUAUGCCUUUUGUUUCUGGUGCGAUGUAGUCCGAGUUGCUUUUAAACAGAAGUUAUACAAAAAAGGCCUGAAAAUGAAUCCUUCAAAAUAAUACCAAAUUUGUGAAAGCUUAAUACUGCAGUUUUCAUCUUGUUUAACUCCUCCUAGAGAGAGCAAUCCAAAUUAAUUAGUCGACAGAAAAGGUGCAUCCCAGACAGAACAUUUUCUGAAUUUUUUUUCCCACAAAGAUUUCUAAUAUCUUAAUACACAGUUUGGCUUUGAUAUUUGAUUCCUAAGGUUAUUUGAUAUUUGACUCCUAAGGAAUCAAAUUUCUAUCUAUCAUCUACUGCGGAGCCCCAGUAAAGAAAUUCAUAUAGUCGCUUUGAUUUCUUUUUUUAAAAAAAGAAUGCUUUAUCUAUAGCAACCCAAACUGUGAUGUGUGUUAUUACAUUUAAUAUGACAUACAAUGAAGCCAUUGGGCUCUGCCCUAAUUGCCAUUUGGCCUCUACUUAUAGCCAAGCAUGUACACUGGAGGUUUGUACAGAACUCCGAAGCAAAGGAAUAUAAACUGUUACCUGAUUUUCUUACCAAGCCCUAACCCUCUUUCAAAAAAAAAAAAAAAGCCAUGAAACUAAUUUUGUUUAGAAGAGCUGCAACAGAAACGAGUAGCAGCUGAUGGUAAAAGUUAUACUGCUGGCUACAUCCAGCAACUGGUACUGGGUCAAACCUUGGAGCAUUGCAAAGCCAUUACAUGUUGAUAUCAUCUUCUCACUCCAAGUGCUGUAACAUAUCACACUUGUAAGGUACUUCAGAAAACCAAACCGUGGGAUGUUUUUUCCCGACUCGUGCUUAAAAGUUCUGUAAAAUUAAUGAGGUUUGCUCCCGAAAGCAAGUGAUGUUAAGUGCAAUGUACAAUACGAAUUGCACUGGCUGCAGUCUUUAGAUUUGGCUGCAGAGCUAUUAAAGAAAAGUCAAAAGCCAGUUGGAAGCUGUAAUAUAAUGCCCACUUUUCAUUCUCCUGAUUAAAGGUGAGGUUUCUGCUUAAUAAAGCUCCUAGAAAUCAUCUUCCCUUUAGUUGCAAUGAAAUGCUGUCUGUCGCACACUGGAAAGUAACUUACAUUUAGCUUCAUUUUCAACACAAACAGUAACAUGAGAGAAGCUUUUUGAGGGGGUUUGCAUAUGUGUAUGUGCAUGUUUGUUUGGUGUCCCCCUGUUGCUGAAUAUUGAAUCAGUGAUUUCUCCUACUUCACUAGCACCCACCUCUGCAACUCACAGGAAAUUCUAUUUAAAUCCGACAAUAAAAUUCCCACUGAUUUAAAAUGGAUGUAGCAGACAUGAUUACUUUCAUGAAUAAAACAGCCCUAAUCCAAAAGUUGGGGGGGAUCCAAAUUGGGAGAUCUGUUGGGUUUAAAUGUAAUAUUAACAGUACAUUUCAUCUGAUUAUAGACUUGUACAAAAAAAGAGUUUGUUUAUCUUCUUGUUUCUUCAAAAUCUGUAAUCCAUCUGUUGAUCCCACAGUCUUAUGGUAAUACAGUUUUUGUUUGUAUGUGGUACCUCUGUGCAUUCAAAGUUGCCAACACAUGGUGGUGUACAAUUUGUUGAAGAGGUGUUUGAAAUGUUUUCCCUGAAAUAUAAUAUCCUACACUAAACCAUGGCAAAAGAUGUGAAUGUUAUAAAGGAGAAAGUCAUUUAAUAUAUGCUGAGUAGAAAUGAAGUGUAACUGAUAACCUCCUUAAUUUUAAGAACACAUAUAAAAUAAACUGUUAUGGAUUUGCCCUGGUCCAUCUUCAUUUUGUCUGUACCUGCAAACUAUAAUCAUUGUCCUGUUUGUGAUUUCCUCUCAUCUGAUUUCCUGUUUGUCUAGAGCAGGGGAUGUCCAACCUUGGCAACUUCAAGACUAGUGGACUUCAAGUCUCAUGGAAUGGCUGGCUGAGGAAUUCUGGGAGUUUUUUUUUUAUUAUUUUAUUAUUAUAAUUUAUAUGCCGCCCUUCUCCUGUGGGACUCGGGGUGGCUCACUCAAUAAAAACAACAUCAAUCAUCAAUAAAUACUAAAACCAAUCCAAUUAAAAUCCCCAAAAUUAAAAGCCUCGUAACCGAUCAGGGAAUUUGCUGAAAAAGCCAUGUCUUCAGGCCAGCGCAGAAAGUGCGGAGAUCAGGAGCUGUCCAGAGCUCGGUGGGUAACCCAUUCCAGAGGGUCGGUGUGGCCACAGAGAAUGCCCUCAUCCUGGGGGUCGCCAAUCGACGGCACCCGGAGGAGGGCAGCUCUAUGUGAACGCAUUGGGCAGUGGGAGGCCGGUAGGAGGUGUUCCUGCAUGUACCCCGGGCCCAUGCCAUGAAGAGCUUUAUAGGUAAGAACCAGCACCUUGAAGCGGACCCAGAAGGCCACAGGCAGUUGAACUUCAUGAAUCUUAAAGUUGCCAAGGUUGAACACCCUGAUUAGUGAAAACAUUUUAAGCUUGGAAAGGGGGCAAGAUUUCAAGGAUGUGUUAUAAACCACCAUGGAUUUAUGUAAUUUCAGGUGGGAAACUUUCAGGAACAACUACAACUAUAAUUAUAUCAAUUUAUCAAGAGUAUGUAAAAGAAAGACCAAGCCUUGGUAGCCCCAUGAAAGCAGAGCCAAAGAAACAGAAUAGAACUGUGCCUUUGGAGGAACUGAAAAGUGGCAGCAUAAUUUCCCAGUCAUUGUCAUGAGAAAUACUUUGCUUCAUUAAAAAACAGUAAACAGUAAAUAAGCUUUGGGGAAAGGGACAAAAGGGCAAAACUACACAGGAUAAUCUAAGCAAGCCUUAUAACCUAUUAUUCCUCUGCAAAACUGUGCAAAACUAGAACACGUCCGAACACAAAGCCAUGGCAGCAUCUCUGAGUUUCCUAUCAAGCCAGAGAAUGCAGCAAUUCAUUUCUCAUUAAACUUCUAAGGGAAAAAAUAAUAAUAAUGUAACUACUAUUUUGUCUUACCAAGCCAAUAAUAGGCCUCCUGUCCUAACUUCUCUCUAAAAAAAAAAAAAAAAAAUACUUUAUAGCUUUUCAUGGAUUGAACUGCUACCGGACAAAAGAUAACAACGAUGUUUGGCUAUGCGUAUAACCAGAACACAAAUUGGGUUAUUUUGUACUACAUUAUAUUCAAUUUUGAUACAGUGAUAUGAACCAGCAGCUGGCUCAAAGAGAUUAUAAUCAAGAGCAAUCUUUGUCAAAGACCAAGCCAUAUUGUGGACUUGUCUCUAAACAUGCAGCUUCCAUUCCAUUGUUUUAUGAAUCAUCUUUUUAGAAGAUUUAUACGCUCCCUUUUAAUAUUCCCAUUGUUUCUCAUCCAUGCUAAACCUAUUGUUGACACUAUCAGUUUUUCCUGUAAUUAGCUAUUGGAGUUUCCAUUACUACCUCAUAUAUCCCAUUCCAUCCACCUCAGUUACAAGUUGAUGCCCAAGUACCAUCAUUUUACCAGGAAGAUUCUCAUCUGCAAAAGUUGUACCUCUUCCAUGUUGCUGCCUAUCAGAAUUUCUGCAUCAGGACAAACAAAUUCAUGUUUGCCCAAAUAAUUCUUAUAUUAUCUGCCUUCGAGCUAGGAAAUUCUAACCUCAGCAGAUAACCAUUUCCUCCAAAGUGUAUGUACAUAGAGGGACAGUACUGAAAAUCAACUAACUUUAGACGUAUUUGAAGAGCCACAAUCUUCUAUUCUAAUGUUUAAUAGCCUAAAAGGUUCUGAACUUGGUUGCACCAGGAGAUAGGGCAAAGCAUACCUGCAAUAUGUGAGCUUGGGAGGGAGCAACUAUUGCAGGUAUAUAGGUGGUAUUCGUUACUCUAAAAGACUAUAGCACUAAGAACAAGAGGAAGAAUAGUUAACUCCUAGAUCUCAGAUAUUAGAAUGUUGCUUACUUUCCUCUGAAGCUUCUAUUGGCAUCACCUGCUGGACCAUAACUAAAUAAAAGAAGCUCUGAUAUCACAUUGAUGUUUUUGGGGAGCCUGCUUCUUAAAAAGAAGCUUGUGACUUUAGGCCUUCCCUAUUUCCAACCAACACUUAAAACACAAGGAUAUUCCAAAGAUUUUUUUCACUAAUCAUAUUGGAUUCUUGAUUUGCACUGUGACAAGAUUUUCCUUCUAAAUGGUGCAGUUUUAAUUGCAAUUUUCCAGUAAUUAUUAUCAGAAUAAUUUUUAAAAACCAUGAUGUAAUAUAAUCUAAUACAUUAUAUUGUGGAGAACAGAUGCAUGUAUAGAAACCUUGCCUAGAUAGUGGCACUUAAGAUUUACAAUGAAAUGUAAACAAUGGCUAUAGACAAUUAAUGUUAUAUAUUGUUGCAUGAUGUUUACAUUCAUGUAAACUCUUAAUCACGUAAGAAAGCAAAUGGUUUUUUACAAAUAUAUAUUUAGAACAGCAUCUGCAUUAUUAAGGUUAUAUCUGGAUUAUUAUGACCAUUUUGGUACUCUAAAGCCAAGAGUAUGAUUUUUAACCCAAGUUAAUUGCCAUCUACUGAACUGGUUUUAUGAAUGGGUUCAUACGCACUCAGAAUGGAAGUCAGUAUAAUAAUGUGGACAUAUAAAGAUUAUGCCUGCUACAGUAUUUCAAUGUGUAUGGAAACAAUAUUUAGAAACCAUAUUCAUUUUUUAAAAAAACUUCUAAUAGCACAAAAAAAAAUCUGGCAAAGUGAAGAGUGAAAAAUCUUUCUAGAAAGCAAAUCUCAUAAUCUAAUUGAAUUAUUUUAUGAGGUGUUAAAUAUACCAUCAACACUGAUUAUUAGAAUUAUUAGUACUCUAUUUGUUCAUAAUUAACACCUACUUUUUAAAUGGUUAACGCAAGCUCCAUUAAAGCCAUGAUAUAAGAACUCUUACUGUAGCCUUUUGCCCUCUUGUUUGAAACUAUGCUUCAAAAAAGGAUUUUAGUUCAUUAAAAUAAUAAAUAAAUGAGUUAUUUAAUUCUGUAUAAGGUAGAGUCAUAAAUAUUAUACCCUAGAGCGAAUUAAGUAUUCUGUUUCUCCCAUUGGGAAACAAAAAGCUUUUAACUUUCCUCCAGCUUCAUUUUAUUUCUAUUUCCCUUAAAGUAUUCCAUUUUUCUUCGAAUCAUUGACCUUCCCAAUAUUAGAAAACUGGUAACUCCCAUAUAAAAAAAGAACCAGGGCAGUCUAGAAAUACUCCAACCUAUUAACUCUGUGUAAAUGGAGCCAUUUUGAAAUAUGGAAGCUUUUAGAGCUGCUGCCUAAUUUUGUUACAUUAUCUUUACUAAAAGAAUCAUUAUGGUUUCACAUUGUAUUUCACAUGCUGUUCCUACAAAAUAGAGCUUUUGUUCAUUUUGUUCAUUGGCUUCCUCUGAAAUUCUGCAAUAGGUUGUAUCCAAAUUGAAAAACUUGGAUGCCAAUAUUGGUAUUCUCAUUUAGCAACUGCCUCAUUUAGUGACUGCUUGAAUUAUGAUGAAAAAAAAUGACUUUAUGACCAAGCAUCACAUUUUACAAUCUCCAGAAGUCUGUAAAGCAAAGGAAAGCGGAAGUAAGAUAAUUAGCACAGUCACAGUUUUACUUAGUGACUGAAUUGUUUAACACCAAGUUGUCACCUUUGAAAAGAUAGACAAGGAUAUUUUGACAGUUGCUUUCUUCCCCUGUUGCAAUAGGAUGAGGGACUCCUCGGGAAACAGGAGGAAUAAGCUGGGAAUUGCAAAGGGAAAGCCAAAUUGCAAAUUCUGCUCAGGAUAACUCUUGAGGGUGAGAGAAAAUGCUGAAGGGAAGCUGGUAUUGCCACCAUGACACAAAAUUCAGUAUGAUGAUACGUAAGAGAUGAGCCUAUGCAUGAUGAAAUUUGUCACAUAGAACCUCAUGAGCUUCUUAAGUAAGCCUGUGCAGGAGCAAACUGCUCCUCUUUGCCGAACUAUCCAUUUCAUAUUUAUUCUUAUAGUUUAUAUUUCCCACACAGGACUCAUCUGUAGAAUAAUACAUUUACUGGUUUCUUUGGUUUCACUUUUUUCCAGAGAUUUGAAUGCUAAUGAUUUCAUAUUCUUUAGGCAGCAAAUGACAUGGGGCACAAUCCAACGAUAAGAAAUAACUCACACCUUGUUAGCACAUAGCAAAGUUAAGUGUAUGGUGGGUUUUUUCUUUUUUUCUUUUUUCUCCUACAAGUAAUAGGCUUACCCUUAGCUUGAUGAUACAUAAUGAAUCCUGGAUUCUCACUGUCAUCAAAGCAUUUGAAAUCUCACCUCUUUUUUUUUUCUCCUGUUUGUUGCUUUCCCAGCUCUUCUUUCUUUCUGUCAUCCACUUUGCUUUAACCGCACAGAACGUCUGCGUCAUUAGCAUCUAAGAGCCCUUUCUACAUGCAUGGUACUUGGUCUUCUUAUACUUUUCUCAAUGCUGCUGACAUCUGUUACUGCUUAAUGUGUAGCGUUGUUAAGGAGAGGUCCAAAUAUUAAGUGCUUCAGUUUCAUGUCCCUACUGUAGACGGAAUGUAUAAAUACCAUGGUUAGAGUAGUAUAGUCAAUUUUGAAUGCUUUUUCCCUAUGAAAACUUAAAAGGAAUGUGAAUAUUUUGCUGAUUUCCUUGGUUAAUUGUAAAUGCUGAAUUGUAGUCCUAAGUAGUUGCAUUUUUGUCUGUCUUAAUAAAUUUUUAUUUGUCCGA